This is a messenger RNA of Symsagittifera roscoffensis, 1968 nucleotides long. RefSeq names its product interferon-induced GTP-binding protein Mx-like. Gene Ontology annotation, cellular component: cytoplasm; membrane; microtubule. The record is from RefSeq and is a predicted model, not a curated record. The transcript has a single exon. Gene Ontology annotation, molecular function: microtubule binding; GTP binding; GTPase activity. Bases 1 to 1968 code for a protein of 655 amino acids. NCBI's taxonomy places the organism in Eukaryota, Metazoa, Xenacoelomorpha, Acoela, Convolutidae.
AUGACAAAAAUUGAAGAACUAGAAAAAAUUUUUGAGCGCGUGUUCAACUUAACAGACGAGUUUUAUCAAUCCGAAGUGAAAGAUUUGGAGAUAGAUUUGCCCUUCGUAGUUGCGGUAGGUGACCAGUCGUCCGGAAAAAGCAGCGUCCUGAGCAGCCUCGCCCAAGUGCAACUUCCCGUAGGGGCGGGCACGGUUAGCAAGUUUCCGCUGAAAAUAGUAUCUAGGAAAUCAAAUGAGCCUCAUUACUCAUUAUCUUCAAAAGUUAGUAACAAAGAAAGUGUCAAAUUGGAGGAUUUGAAUGACGUUACAACAGAAAUUGGUAAUCUUGCGGAGCAAUUAGCACCUGAAAAUGGCUUCAGCUUUGACGAAGUGACACUAAACUUGCAAGACCCUAGAGCUCGGAACGUGACGUUUGUGGACUUGCCCGGAAUCAUUCACGCACCGGCCAAGAACCAGCCAAAACAUACCGUUAAAGAAGUUAAGGACAUGACUUUGCGUUAUAUUGAACAAGAGAAUGCAAUUGUAUUGUGUGUCGUGGAUCUGACCAAAGAUUUACAACUGAAUGCAAUUUUCCACCUAUUCGAAGGUAUCGAUGAAGAGGGCGAGAGGACUAUAGUUGUUUUCACGAAAAUCGACCAGGUAAAAAAGGAAAAGCUUAAAGUAAUUAUGGAUGAAGUUGAAAACAAACAAAAUUUUCACGUGUACAAGCACUUUUUCUUUGUUAACUCGGCAAUCGAAAUAGAGAAUAAGUACUUCAAGGACGAAAUAUACAAAGAAAACAUAAUACCAAAGGAAAACUGCACUGUGAAAAAACUGUAUUUCAAAGUUUGCGACAUUAUGAUCAAGCAAGUGUUUGCCAGCUUCUCAGUCAAUUGGAAAGUCGUCAAAAACUUUGAAGUACAAACUUCGGUUGACCUUCAGCUGCUGUCAAGUGAACUGGGUAACUGGGAUAAAAGUGACAUCCUAGGCCUCAUAAUUGACGCAAUUCGAGACUUCCUCGGGGGAAAAUUCAACACCGAUGUUGAAAAAGAUGACGUUUUCUCGGAAUAUCGCCAAUGCUAUAGAGAGUUCAGAAAAGAAUUUCAGGACGCAAUGAAAAGCAAGAUGUGUGAGGAAAAGUUAAACAGCCAGCUCGUUGAAAAACUUCGGUGGGAUGAACCUCUAAAUUUUCAUAACUGGGACAGUUUCAAAGGAUACUUCUGGAAAAUUCUAGAAUGUUACAAGGCGCCGGCCCAGAAGUGCCAAGCUAAAAUACGAAUGAUAAAUGAGCAUUCGAUAUCUGAAAUCAUUGAAUCGAUGUUGCCUGGUCAACAUAAACACAAGGAGUUUCUGAUGAAUGAAAUUUUAAUCAUAUUCAACAAAAUGGGCGCGGAGCUGGAUGAAGAUCUACGCAAAAUGCAUGAGAAGGAGAAGCUCAUGUUCGUUGACGACGAAUUGUUUGCUAGCACUCUGGAGACUUUGAAAUCGGCAACCAGGAAAGAAGUAAAAACAGUCGACAAUAAGAUCGAAACCUUCGCAGGUGAUGUUCUUGAGGGAGCAGGAGAAAUUGCCAAAGCAGUAAUUAAAGAAAGUCACCCACUUGCAAAGGUAGGCGUGGAAAUAGCUGAAACACUGGGAUCAAAAAGCGAUCAACCAGAAGAAGAAAAACCUGAAAAAUUUGCUCUGAAAACUUACGAGCAAACAACAGCAGCACUUCAGAAAAUCACUCUGGACAGGCUUUGCACAGCGGUUCCAUCAACUAUUCGCUACUACCUGAAUGAAUGUGUCAGAGUAAAGAUUCAGCAAAUUGUCAAAAAAGACAGUGAGUUUCAAAAACUUCCUUGGGAGUUGUCAGAGAAAGAAAGGCGACGUGAGGAGCUUCGGAGGCAGAAAAAAAUGAUCGAGCACUGGGAAGAAGAGCUUGAAAAUUUGAGAAAAGAUUAUGAGAGGGCACUUCGUCCUAUUUCGGCUUCAUCCAGUGAUCACUAA